AAGAAAAGCAGCAGCUGAGUGGAGUCACUGUGAACGGGCCACCGGGAGAUGGAAAGGGGAAACAGGAGCUGAGCGGGUUGUGCACACUGGACGACAUCAGGGUAUUUGCUUUGGAGAGAUUCAUGCUGUGAGGCAAAGGAGCACCCAACUUGUCGGUUCUGGAAAGGGAAAUAAGGAACUCCCCUCUCUUUUUCUGGAAAGAAGAAGAACAGACUUUGUGGCAUUAGGGGCUGCCUCCCUUUUUACUUCAGAGGAGUAUUGGACGGAGUGGCACAAUGACUCAUUUGCAGGCAGGCCUGUCCCCAAAGACGCUGGAGAAAGCCCGGCUGGAACUGAAUGAAAACCCGGACACCCUGCACCAGGACAUCCAGGAGGUGCGGGACAUGGUGAUCACCCGGCCAGACAUUGGCUUUCUCCGCACGGACGACGCCUUCAUUCUCCGCUUCCUCCGGGCCAGGAAGUUCCAGCAUUUCGAGGCGUUCCGCUUGUUGGCCCAGUACUUUGAGUACCGCCAGCAGAACCUCGAUAUGUUCAAGAGCUUCAAAGCCACGGACCCAGGCAUCAAGCAGGCACUCAAGGAUGGCUUCCCAGGAGGACUGGCUAACCUUGAUCACUACGGCAGGAAGAUCCUGGUUCUGUUUGCUGCCAACUGGGACCAAAGCAGGUACACACUGGUGGAUAUUUUGCGUGCCAUACUUCUUUCCUUGGAAGCCAUGAUUGAGGAUCCUGAACUUCAAGUAAAUGGAUUUGUUUUGAUUAUAGACUGGAGCAACUUCACUUUCAAACAGGCUUCUAAACUGACACCAAGUAUGCUUCGAUUAGCCAUAGAAGGCCUUCAGGACAGUUUUCCAGCUCGCUUUGGAGGAAUUCAUUUUGUAAAUCAACCAUGGUACAUCCAUGCCCUCUAUACAGUUAUACGGCCAUUUUUGAAGGAAAAGACAAGGAAAAGGAUAUUUCUCCAUGGAAAUAACCUCAACAGCCUGCACCAGCUAAUCCACCCUGAGAUUCUGCCUUCUGAAUUUGGUGGAAUGCUGCCGCCUUACGAUAUGGGCACAUGGGCAAGAACGCUGCUUGAUCAUGAAUACGACGACGACAGCGAAUACAGUGUGGACUCGUACAACACUUCUGCAAAAGAAGUCGAAAAGGACCUGUCUCCCAAAUCCAUGAAGCGGUCUCAGUCAGUUGUGGACCCUGGAGUGUUAAAGCGCAUGGAUAAAAAUGAAGAAGAAAACAUGCAGCCCUUGCUUUCUCUUGACUAACAAUGUCUGAGCAUCGAACAUGAAUUGGGGUGGAAGGUAUUGCCUUUCGGCAACAAGCAAACCAUUGGGAGGAGAAUGUGUACCAGCCGGAAUCCUAUUUUUCAUGUUAAUGUAGCAUAACGUAAUGAGGCAGCAGGUUUUGCCAGUCAGCCUGGAACAUGUGUGCCCUGGGCUGGAAAACAGGGUGGAAAGGAAGAAGAUGAAAAGGAGCAAAUAUCAAUAAUAUAUUCUGUUAAGUGCCAACCUGUUUGUAAAUAGAGUCUAUUCCUUCUCUUUGCAUUUGUAAGUAAUGGUAGGGAUGUAGUACAGGAAAAGGGAAAAAAGAGUGGCUAUUAAAAUAUGCCAGUUGAAUGCACUGUAAAAGAACGAAAAGCACUCUGAGAAAAAAGAAAGAAAG
This is a messenger RNA of Zootoca vivipara (common lizard), 1656 nucleotides long. It is a transcript of the gene CLVS2, whose product is annotated as clavesin 2. Gene Ontology annotation, cellular component: membrane; trans-Golgi network; endosome. NCBI's taxonomy places the organism in Eukaryota, Metazoa, Chordata, Lepidosauria, Squamata, Lacertidae. Gene Ontology annotation, molecular function: phosphatidylinositol bisphosphate binding. Gene Ontology annotation, biological process: lysosome organization. The record is from RefSeq and is a predicted model, not a curated record.